AUGUUACGAAAGAAUCUAUCGCAGGCUCUGUUCUCCUGGCAAGUGGACACGUUGGUAGCACAGGCUUGUCACACAGCCACCGCACACAGCUGCUUACCCCGCCAGGAGCCAGAGCAUGUGCUCAAGGUGAUCCUUGAGACCCCAGAGGAGAUGGCCCUAAAGGAGCUGGCUGAGACCCUGCAACAGAACAUUGACCACAUGCUGUGGCUGGAGCAGAGGGAGAAUAUCACCACUUGCAUUGCGCUGAGGCCCUACUCCAAGGGAGAAGUGACCCAGUAUGUGGAGAAGUUCCAAUUAUUCAAAUGA
Molecule: messenger RNA, 306 nt
Organism: Equus quagga
Lineage: Eukaryota; Metazoa; Chordata; Mammalia; Perissodactyla; Equidae
Product: putative peptidyl-tRNA hydrolase PTRHD1
Exons: 1
Coding region: 1-306 (101 amino acids)
Molecular function (GO): peptidyl-tRNA hydrolase activity
Source: RefSeq, a predicted model, not a curated record